AAUAUAAGAAGUGGCCAAUUGUAGAAAAAAGUGAAGUUACUCUGAUAAGUGAGCCAGUCCGCCAACCUUGCCUUUAGAUUUUUGUCCAAACAGCAAAGCAAGAAGAGAGCAAUCUUCUCAGACCGGACAACAAUUCCACCCUAUCUUCUCAGACCAGAACAGAGGGCAGAGUCAAUCAGAGUACCACAGCAGGUGCAGGUACAUAUAAGUCAAAAGUUCCUCCACAAAGUUGCAAUGGAUAUAAUCUCCCAAUUACAAGAACAAGUUAAUCUGAUUGCACAUUUAGCUUUCAAUACCAUUGGGACAUUGCAAAGAGAUGCCCCUCCUAAUCGACUGUCGCCAAAUUAUCCUGAACCACCAGCACAUCCUACAGAAGAAGGGACAAAUUUUUCAGAGCAACCAAAGUUGAUGAGUUCUACUUUAGUGAAGGCUGCCAAGCAGUUUGAUGCAUUAGUUGCGGCUCUUCCGAUAUCCGAGUCAGGUGAAGAAGCACAGCUUAAGAGGAUAACAGAACUACAAGCUGAAAAUGAUGCAAUAGGCCAAGAACUUCAAAAGCAGUUGGAAGCUGCAGAGAAGGAAUUGAAUCAAGUUCAAGAACUGUUUAGGCAAGCAUCAGAUAAUUGUUUGAACUUGAAGAAACCAGAUGACAAUUAGCUAUUUGCGUUCCUGACUAGAUCAGAGUGAUGAAUUUGGCCACAAGUAUCUCAACUUGACACAAAGCAGGGACUGCAGCAGCAAGGUUUUCCUUUUCUCCAUGAAGUCUUGGUUAACUGAAACAGUUUAUUUUAUUUUUUUAUUGUUGCAACUUUUGUAUGACGUAUGAUGUUUUUGAAAUCCAUAGUUGUUACUGUAAUUAUAUUCCUACUGUCCAUGGAGAAAUGAAAGCCUUAUUGAUACUAAGUAUUUUUUUUUA
Messenger RNA from Vigna umbellata (rice bean), 913 nucleotides. It is a transcript of the gene MED21, whose product is annotated as mediator 21. Gene Ontology annotation, cellular component: mediator complex. Gene Ontology annotation, biological process: regulation of transcription by RNA polymerase II. The record is from RefSeq and is a predicted model, not a curated record. Lineage: Eukaryota; Viridiplantae; Streptophyta; Magnoliopsida; Fabales; Fabaceae. Gene Ontology annotation, molecular function: transcription coregulator activity.